AUGUCUAAGUUACUCGGUUCCGCACUUUUUGCCUCUCUCGUUGCAGGUCAUGGCCACAUCACAAACAUUGUCAUCAAUGGAGUGUCCUUUGCCGGGUGGGACAUUGGCAGCUAUCCCUAUAUGGAGACACCUCCGGUCGUCGUGGCUUGGGGCACCCCAAAUACUGCCAAUGGGUUUAUCUCCCCGGACGCAUACGGGACUGAUGAUAUCAUCUGUCACUUGGAUGCCACCAAUGCCAAAGGUCAUGUAGUAGUAGCCGCCGGCGAUCGCGUCUUCCUUCAAUGGACCGAAGGUUGGCCCGAGUCGCACCAUGGACCUGUCAUUGAUUACCUUGCCAGCUGUGGCACUGAUGGGUGUGAAACUGUGGACAAGACUAAGCUCGAAUUCUUCAAGAUUGACGGCGUCGGCCUAGUCGACGGCUCGACUGUCCCAGGAAUCUGGGGUGACGAUCAGCUGAUUGCACAGAAUUCCGCGUGGAUGGUUGAGAUUCCUUCCGAUAUCGCACCUGGACACUACGUUCUGCGACAUGAGCUGAUCGCUCUCCAUGGCGCAGGCACCGAGGGUGGAGCCCAGAACUAUCCCCAGUGCUUCAACCUCCAAAUCACCGGGUCAGGAACAGACAAGCCCGCUGGCGUCUUGGGCACUGAUCUGUACAGCCCAACUGAUCCCGGUAUUCUUGUCAACAUUUACAGCUCGUUGUCAACCUACAUUGUCCCCGGACCAACUCUUUACAGCGGUGCUGUUUCCAUCACUCAGACAACGUCGGCAAUCACAGCUUCGGGUACACCAGUGACAGGAAGCGCGGCAUCCGGCAGCACCACAUCCACUUCCAAAAGCUCCACGACGACUCUGGUGACGGCCCCCAUCACUAGCGCCACUUCCGCCCCCUCGACAACUGCUGCUGGAGGUGCAACUCAGACUCUCUAUGGACAGUGUGGAGGUACCGGUUGGUCGGGAGCCACGGUCUGCGUACCAUCAGCAACCUGCACCUCAUUGAACGAUUAUUACUCCCAGUGUGUCCCAACUAGUGCUUGA
Molecule: messenger RNA, 1035 nt
Organism: Penicillium paradoxum
Lineage: Eukaryota; Fungi; Ascomycota; Eurotiomycetes; Eurotiales; Aspergillaceae
Product: putative endo-1,4-beta-glucanase
Exons: 4
Coding region: 1-1035 (344 amino acids)
Biological process (GO): carbohydrate metabolic process
Cellular component (GO): extracellular region
Molecular function (GO): cellulose binding
Source: RefSeq, a predicted model, not a curated record